GCUUGUUUCCCUUGGUUGUACGAAGGAAAGGUAUUUUCCUUCGGGUUGAAGUCUUGGAGUGCGGUAUCUCCGAGCAAGUGUUGUUGAGGCUCGUGGGACUCGAGUUCUCAGGUUGUAACGGUUUGUUAAGCACCCGUAAGCUUAACGGAAGUAGUGUAGCUCGAGAGAGUCUCUCGGGAGGCUGGAUUAGCCACAAGUUGUGGUGAACCAGGGUAAAAUCGGUGUGCCUUUUACUCCUCUCUUUACUUCCCAUUUAUUCAUCUUUUAUUCCUGCGAUUUUUGAUCAAACGCUAUUCACCCCCCCUCUAGCGUUGGUCUAUUAUUCUAACACAAUUCGAGAAAGAGCAAAACUUCUUGAAUCAGUCCGGAAGGAAAAGGAGUUCGAAAGGAGAUUAUGCGAAGGAUCAGAUAUGAUGCAGAAAAUGCUGGACGACUUUCAAAGAGAGAGACUAGAAGCUGAGGCUAAAGCUGAUAAAUUAGUCAAUGAUCUCUGUAAGGCUAUUGAGCUUAAAUGCUCCCUCCAAUAUCAAGAUCCACAAUGGGAGGAAGUUAAUGCUCAAAAAGAGGCUCUAGAACCUAAAGCCAACCCUGAAUCAUCCAACCAUAAGACGGUACCCUUCACGGUACCUCGGUACUGGCUCACUGAACCUCGGUACCGUGCCGGCGGUAGAGGGGUACCGUUGAUUGGCAGCGAAACUUCCGGCGACUCUAUCUCACUGCUCCGGCGACCUCACACAAAGAUGACAGCACCACUGCGUUCUACACACUCAAAGCUAACUCUCAGAAGUGAUUUGGGAAGAAAUGGUGAAGAAUUGGGUAGGAAAAGGUGGUCCUUAUAUAGCCUUAGGGAAGAGGAAGCAGACACGGUGAUGACCUCUAUUUGGGAAGAGGAGUGGGCUGCUAUCUUCUCCGAUUCUAAACAGUCUAGCCUACCACUGACCAUCGAGUUCUUAUGCUCGAUAUCUGCUGUCCCGGAGAUUGAGUCACGACAGAUGACUCAUAGUUUGAUCACUGCUGAUACCACAUUUGCCUUCACUCUUGCGGGCCAGUCGUUUCGGUUGACAGUAAGAGAGAUGGUUGUUCGUCUCGGGCUCUACACCCAGGAGGAGACCGAGCAGCAUGAGUUCUACGACGAUCCCUUUUGUCUUCCCACAGAUUUUGAUGCUAUAGCUUUCUGGAGGGAGCACUCAUCUGACGACAAGGAGUUCGUGAACAAGAAGAGUAAGGCGCGCUACUGGAUUCGGCCCAGCUGGAGGAUCCUAUCUUUUGUUCUUUCGACAUCCUUCUUUGGGAGGCCGUCGAACACUGAUAGGGUGUACGAGGAGGAUAUGUUUGUCUUCUGGAGCUUGCACGACCGCCAGCCGGCGAACGUGGCGGUGUACCUGGCCAGAUUCUUAUACUCCCAGUCCUAUGGGUGUAGGACGCACUUGGUGUGUGGGUUCGUGAUUACACUGCUCUUUCGCUCUCUCAAAGGGAACACACCGAUCCCACGGCCUGUGCAGUUGAUGAGGGAUUUAGAUGCCGGCAUGCUCCAGAAUGCUCACAUCCACCGGAGACUGUUUCCUAGCUCUUCUGAGAGCACUACAGCCUCUACUGGCCGCACUUCACAUUAGAUUGGAGAGUCCUCCGAUCAAUCACAGAGAUUGUCUCAGCGCCUUCCUCGUCGACGACCUACCAUAGCACAGUUGGCUCGCGCUCAGACAGAGGUAGCACCGGCAUGGGCCCAACAGCUCUUGCAGAACCAGAACACACUUAUGCAGUCCGUUGCGGCACUCCAACAGCAGGUCCAUGGUUUAGACAGGAUACGUGA
Molecule: messenger RNA, 1810 nt
Organism: Cuscuta campestris
Lineage: Eukaryota; Viridiplantae; Streptophyta; Magnoliopsida; Solanales; Convolvulaceae
Source: the annotation of a GenBank genome assembly